AUGCCCACCUUCGUCGACGCCGCCCACAGCCUGCCACUCACCCCACCCCUCUCCGCCACAGAGGGCGAGUUCGACAAGCCGCUCCUGUUCAACGACAUCAAGCAGCACCUCGAAGAUGCCCUUCAGAGCGAGCCACAGUCCCUACGCUAUGAGCGCAAGAUGGGGACACUGAGCUCUCGUACUUUCUGCCCUCGCGCCAGACGGGCGUACCUGCACAUCGGCAUAAACGCCGACGCGCGCAUCACACACGAGAGGUUCAACACUGUGUGGGCCAUUAUGCGCCUCCGGCACCCGAUGCUCUGUGCGCGCGCCGAAAUGCGCGACUACGAUGACGUGCGCUUCGUGUAUAACGCCCCCGCGUCGCCCGAGCAAGCUUGGCUGGAGGCAAGCGCGAACAUCGAGCUUCGUUCCCAGACCAAAGAGGAGCUUAUCGACUCCUACCUCAACGGCCCGCGGACGCUCUCCAACGAACGCCUGUCCUACAUCCUUCUCUCCGAGCCCGCGCAACCGGCCUCCGACGACCUCUUUCCCACUCCACCCCGCACCCCUGAGCCGGAUAGUCCGAUCGAACGGUCGAACGCCGGCCUGAACGGCCCUCCGCUCGAGGACUCCUCGAGUACGCAGAACGAGGAUGCGGAGUCAGAGGCUACGCCGGCCCCGAGGAGGCCGCUCGAGUUCAUGUUAUGUGUGAUGCACUUCCUCGCAGACGGCAUCGCGAUCCACAACUUGUCGAACGACAUUUUCUGCUUGGUCGGCGGCGACUUGACCGACGAGCAGCUCCAUGAACUGCUCCGAGAGGAAUGGACUACGCGGUGGGCAGAGGCGCCUGAGGAGUGCGUGCUCCCUGGGACGCUCGAGGAGAGAGUGCCGAAGCCGACAACGCCCUUCCGUCGCGUGGCUGCGCAGGUCGACUACCAGCUUUCGCAGGCGCGGCUCAUCGGCGGGCAGGCCUUCCCCCGCCACAAGCACCCCGAGCGACUCACCAUCGUCCCGACAAUCGCGUACCCCGAGGCGCGCACAAAGGAGAUCCUGAAGGCGUGCAAAGUGCAUGGCGUGUCCAUAUCCGCCGCUCUCUUCGCCAUCUGCAACGUUGCGUGGGCGCGCAUGGGCGCGCGCGCGGGCUCGCACCCGCUCCCGACGCUCAUGUACUCCGCGCUCAACCUCCGGCCGUACUUCGCCCGCAAGGCGCUGCAAGACGAACAGCGGCUCUGGGACUCGUACUUCUUCGACGCGCAGGCGGCGACGUUCUGGCGGCGGGCGCGGAGCGCGAAGGAGCAGAGCACGCGCGCGGUGAAGCACCCCCUCGCCGCGUCGCGCACGCACGGGAUGGCGGAGGAGCGUGGGGUGCGGGCGCGGAUGUGGGGGCGCGAGGAUGACGAGAAGGAGAGGGGGACGUGGGCCCCGCCCGCCCCGGCCACCAUCUCGCUCGACGCGCUCGCGCCGCGGGAGCCGGUGCUGCCCAAGCGGGAGAAGGCGUCGGCGGCGGCGCUGCUCGGGCUGUCGCUGCUCGGGAACCUGGACGGGAUCUACAAGCACGCGGCGUUCCCGUCGACGGAGCUGUACGCGCUCAACACGGGCUCGCGGCAGCGGAACGGGGCGAUGCUCAUGUUCGGGUACACGUUCAAGGGGAAGGUGUGGAUCAGUCUUGGGUACGACUGCAAUGGGUUUGAGGGCGACGUCGUGGACAGGUUCUGGAAGGAGUGCUUGGAUUGCGUGGAGGAGUUCAUGGGCUGA
Messenger RNA from Epithele typhae, 1734 nucleotides. RefSeq lists its product as uncharacterized. The record is from RefSeq and is a predicted model, not a curated record. NCBI's taxonomy places the organism in Eukaryota, Fungi, Basidiomycota, Agaricomycetes, Polyporales, Epitheliaceae. The transcript has 6 exons. The coding region runs from base 1 to 1734 and encodes 577 amino acids.